Messenger RNA from Aspergillus homomorphus CBS 101889, 2092 nucleotides. RefSeq names its product mitofusin complex protein UGO1. The transcript is spliced from 2 exons. The record is from RefSeq and is a predicted model, not a curated record. Lineage: Eukaryota; Fungi; Ascomycota; Eurotiomycetes; Eurotiales; Aspergillaceae. The coding region runs from base 104 to 1609 and encodes 501 amino acids.
UUUCUUUCUUCUCUCUCUCUAUUACUCCCCCUUCUAAACACUUACAAACACAGAUACUCUCUUGUUCACUCUCUCUUUAACGGCUCCCCCUUUCCUCCCUAUCAUGUCCACUCCUCUGGAAGGGCCCAAUCCCCUCCGCCCCUAUUACUUCCCCCCCUCAUUGGGGCUGGACACCGGCCAUGCUGCCUCCCCUCCAGAUGCGUCAUCGUCGGCCACGCAAGUCUUUGGCGGUUCGGCACGCGAUCUGCUGCCCGAUCUCGACUACUCCGACUACCUUGAAAGCUCUCCCUCGGUCUCCAGCUGGAUCCGCGACGCUCUUGACCAGGCCCUCUGGCGCUACACCAGUGUCUUGACCGCUCAGCCUUUCGAUGUUGCCAAAACCAUCCUGCAGGCCUACGUCGCGCCCGGCGAUGCGACAGACGGCCAAUGGGCCAUGCAUGACCACCGAUCUUCGGGUCCCGGAAGCCAUAUCGAUUCUUACGACGAAGACGAUUCAUUGUCGUCGGAUGACGAAAGCAAUUACUUCACUUCCGCAGCACCUCGAGCUCCCUCUCCCUCAACAUCGCGAUCUCGCAAGCCUCACCGCCGCCAUAUCACCGAUCGAAGUGGUUACAUUUCCUCGACAACCCCAUCCCGACAUGCUCUCAAUAUCAAGAACCCGAGUUCGCUCAUGGACGUGCUUUCCCAACUCUGGUCCACCAGUGGCCCGACCUCGCCCUGGAAGGCGACCAAUGCUACCUUCAUCUACUCCCUUCUCCUACCCACCUUGAAUACAUUUAUCCGCAGUUUGCUCUCCGCCAUCGUCGGCUUGCCGGAGGAAGAUGUUACCUCAUCGAUGACAGCCGACAUUCUGACGUCAACUUCACCCGUAGCGACCUUACUCCUGUCGUUCAUCUCCUCGUCGCUGUCGGCAAUGCUCCUUUCUCCAAUCGAUACCGCACGCACUUUCCUCAUCCUGACCCCCGCCACACACGGCCCGCGCUCUCUGCUGCGAGCUAUCCGCCAAAUCCCGACUCCCAACUGCACCAUCCCGUCCCACCUGGUGCCCAUCACGGUCCUUCACUCUAGCCUGCCCAACUUCAUCACCAACACGACCCCGCUGAUUCUCAAAUCCUAUCUUUCCCUCGACCCUGUGCUCAAUCCCUCCGUUUGGAGCCUUUUCACGUUCCUGAGCUCGGGGCUAGAAUUGGCUGUCCGGUUUCCGCUUGAGACUGUGCUGCGCCGCGCCCAGAUCGCAACAUUCACUUCCCCUAGCAUCCGUCAGCAAUCAGGAAGCUCAGCACGGGCCGAACCUCCCGCAAGCGAAGACCUUACCCCUCAGGUCGAGACCAUCGUACCAACUCCCCAGACCUACAGGGGUAUCGUGGGCACCAUGUGGGGAAUCGUCUAUGAGGAGGGAGUCCAAGCCACACCGGAGGGCGAACGCGCGCGCCAACUGCUGAAGAAGCCCGUCACCCACCGCAAACGCCAGGGCCAGGGAAUCCAAGGGUUGUACCGGGGCUGGCGCAUCGGCAUGUGGGGGAUUGCCGGUAUCUGGGGUGCCAACCUUCUGGGCACGGUUGGCGGGACGGGCGACGACGACACCAGGAUCAGCGGAGGUCGAUUCUAAACCUCAUCUUGACGAGCGUUCUAUUGGGUGAAGCAAAAGAAGUUAACGAACCUCACUUCAUCGUUCGCGUACUGCGGCGAUCUGUAAAACACCUUAGCGAUAUCAUUUUCUCUUCUCCUUGCAUACCAUCUUUUACCCCGACUUCUCUCAUCUCAACUUCUUAUCUUCUUCCCAUUCUAGUGGAAUGAUGUCUCGUGUAUCUUUAUAAUAUGAACCCCGUCUAACGCUGCUACGGAGUGUAUUUCUAUUCUCCAUCCCUUGUUUUCCGGACUGGAUAUUCACUUACUACCUCUUUACAAUAUCCUCUGUCUACGCCGUAGCAGAUUGUACUGGAGGAAAGGACAGCCUUUGGAGUAUUGGUGUUGGUUGGGUCCAAUGGGGUCGAUGGCUUGACCUGGUGCCGAUCUAGCGACGCAUCCAAUUAUGAACCGACCGCGCACGGAACCAAGCCCACCCGUGACCGAGUAAUGAAAAAGAGCUGGC